This is a messenger RNA of Oryzias melastigma (Indian medaka), 3753 nucleotides long. RefSeq names its product WD repeat-containing protein 62. Gene Ontology annotation, molecular function: protein binding. Gene Ontology annotation, biological process: mitotic spindle organization; regulation of mitotic cell cycle; neurogenesis. The record is from RefSeq and is a predicted model, not a curated record. Lineage: Eukaryota; Metazoa; Chordata; Actinopteri; Beloniformes; Adrianichthyidae. Gene Ontology annotation, cellular component: mitotic spindle.
UGUCUCUUCAUCCUCUCUUCUUCAUCCUCCUCUCCUCUUCAUCCUCGUCUCCUGACCAAUCACUGCUAACUAAAGACGUCUGGCUCCAACAUGGCGGCGUCUCUAUCAUGAAGGAAAGAGCGACUGAUGGAGUUCAUACGUUGGAGGUGAGCGUUUCCUGCGGGCGACGUCAUCCUCAGGCCAGUUCUGAUCCAGUCCACGGUUCUGGACCCGGAAGAAGGAGAUCCCAGUUUCCCUCCAAACUUCUUCCUUUAAAUAUGCAGUUCUGUUUUCUAGAAACAAAUAUGUUUUUCCUCUAAAACCUUUAGCAAAAUUCGAAUUUGAUGCAUCUUAACUCAGAAAGAACUGAACAAAAGAAAGUAUUUAAAAAACAAAAACGGAGCAUUUUCGUAAUAAACUUAAAAAGGUGAAGAGAAAAGAUUUUUGUGUAAAUAGUUUUAAAGCUGGAGAAGUUUUUUUUUUUUUACGGAUUUUUCAUCUCCAGAAACUUCCGGUGGAGAGUCUCGGUUCUCGGACGCUGAUUGGUUCCUAGGAGGAAGGUGGGUGGGGUCUACAGAAAGAUUGUCAUUGGUAGUUUCCAGACGGAGCCACGUCCUCGGUAGAUGAUUGGUGGGUAGCUCUCUGGGUGGGCGGGCCCUGGUUUGAACCGCGCUAAAGCCGCGGUGUCAGAUUUCUGCUCGGGAGGGUCAGAGGAACUUCACCGAACCGCCGCGGCGCGAGCGCAGACCGACACCCCCGGUGAGCCUCCGGUUCAGAAGCGGGACCGGCGUCAUGGCGGAGCUCAACUCUUCUGCCCCCACCGAGAGGCGGCAGAGCCGGCGGAGCCAGCAGAGGAAGACCGCCGGCGGCCAGGUGACUCUGGAGAAGGUUCUGGGCAUCACCACGGUCAGCAGCAGUGGACUGACCUCUGACCCCAACACCGGCCUCAUCGCAUACCCAGCAGGGAGCGUGGUGGUUCUGCUGCAGCCCAAAGGGAACCAGCAGAACCACAUCCUGAACGGGUCCAGGAAACCCUUCACCGCUGUGGCCUUCUCUCACGACGGGAAACACCUGGCCACCGGGGAGAGCGGCCACAGGCCCUGUGUGCGGGUGUGGGAGGUGGGGGGCUCUCAGGUGGCCGAGGUCCAGUCCCACAAGCACGGCGUCUCCUGCGUGGCGUUCUCCUCCAACGGCGCCUACAUCGUCUCCGUGGGAUACCAGCACGACAUGACCGUCAGCGUGUGGGACUGGAGGAAAGGCUCCAUCGUGGCCUCCAACAAGGUGUCCAGCCGGGUUCUGUCGGUGUCCUUCUCUCAGGACAGCAGCUACUUCGUCACGGCAGGAAACCGCCACGUGAAAUUCUGGUACCUGGACGCCUCCAGAGAUCAGCGGGUCUUCAGCACGGUGCCUCUGAUUGGUCGGUCGGGGCUGCUGAACGACCACAAGACCAGCGUGUUCUGUGGGGUGGCGUGUGGGCGGGGCCUCACAGCCUCCAACACUUACUGUGUCACCAGCAGCGGCCUUCUGUGUCUGUUCAACCGCCUGCGGCACCUGGAGGCGUGGGUUGACCUAAAGACGUCCUCGGCUAGCUGCCUGGCGGUCAGCGAGGACUUUGUCUUCUGCGGCUGUGCGGACGGCGUGAUCCGAGUUUUCAGCCCGACACGUCUGCAGUACUUGACCACGCUCCAGCGGCCACACCUCCUGGGGGCGGAGCAAGGCCUGCCAGCAGCCGGGCCGGAUGCUCAGCACCCCCCCACACUGGCCCUGACCCUUGACCCCCGCAGCCGGAUGCUGACCUGCGUGUACGGCGACCACAGCAUCUACGUGUGGGACGUGCACGACUUGGGGAACGUCGGGAAAAUCUACUCAGCGCGGUACCACAGUGGCUGCGUGUGGAACCUGGAGGUGUACCCGGAGCUGCCGGAUCCGUCCCGCGCUCAUCUGGAGGCGUCCUCCUUCCUCAGCUGUUCCUCGGAUCACACGGUCCGGUUCUGGAACACCGAGGUGUCCUCGUCCCACAGGAACCUCCGUGGCGAUGAUCUGCCGAGCAUCCUGUACGUGGGCGGAGACACGCAGGAGGGGGAGGGGGAGGCGGCGGACGGGAAGGCGGGAGUCCGAGUCCUGGCCAUCAGUCCGGACGGGCAGCAGCUGGCGGCAGGAGACCGCCGUGGAGACGUGCGGGUCUUCGGGCUGCAGUUUCUGGAUCAGCUGGUGAAGAUCGAAGCCCACGACUCAGAGGUGGUGUGUCUGGAGUUCUCACCUGCAUCUACAGGUGUGAGGCUGCUGGCCUCGGCCGGCCGGGACCGCCUGGUCCACAUCUUUGACCAGAACUACAACCUGCUGCAGACCCUGAACGACCACUCCGCCCCCAUCAGUGCCAUCAGGUUCACAGACACGGAUUCUCUGAGUCAGAGCAGCUCUGCUGGCAGCCUCAGUCCUGAAGAGGACGAGGACGGAAACCGUCUGAAGGACCUCCUCCACCGACCGUCCAGCCUGAGUGAAGAGAGGUUCGACACUGACCUGACAGCCCUGCAGCCCCCAGAGGAAAAGCCCUUCCUGAAUCCUCGCCUCAGCAUCUCCACGCGCUUCCUGUCCCGCUUCCAGGACAGAGUCAGGGCGUGGCCGGUCCGAGCUCCGCCUUCCAUCCCAAACAGGAUAGCUGAAGAAAGCCACGGCAGCUGCAUGACGGUGAAGUCGGAGAGGAGCGGCGCCGGGCCGGCCGCCUGGACCCGGACAGGAAGCAGCAGAGCAGCCAACAGGAUUUCCCAGCAGCCUCGGCAGCGUCCUCGGCGUAGACGGCCUAUCGUGGUGGUGGUGCGGUGCAGGCCAGCUCUGGGAGAUGCGACCUCCGGGUCCCACAACAUCAGUACGUCAUCUGUGGAUCCAGCAAAUGUCGACCUGAAUCCAGGAGUCCACCUGGAGCCCCCCCUGCAGGCCGACCUGACCCCCUCCUCAGCCGCCCCCCAGCCGCCAGAGGCUCCGCUUGCUGCUGGUCCAGACCUCCAACUCCCCAACACUGAAGCCCCCCCGGCCCAGAGCAGCAGACUGCAGGUGGAGGCCACGCCUCCUCAGGUAUCGUCUCAGGACAGCAGCACCGAGGAGACUCUGACCAAUCAGAACCAAACAGUGAUCCAGCGCACAGUGCUUCCAGCCCCGCCCAUCACGUCCACUGAGACCAGAGUCCUGCCUGGUCCAGGUGACCCGGUUCUACCUGGAAACACAGGUUCCUCUCCGCUGGUCCCGCCCCUUUGCACCUCCUCGCCGCUCUUAGAAAUGCUCCACCCCCAUGAAACAGACACCUGUCAGUCAGCGCCCCCUGCAGAACCAAGUGAGGUCAGCACAGGUGAGCCAGGUGUGCUGUUCCCUUCACCUGCGAGUCACAACCAGGAGGUCUGCAUGCAGCACUGUCAGCACGUUACCGCCCACCUGCAGCAGGCCGCCGCCCACCUGCAACACGCCGUGCACCUGUACCAGCAGCUCGAGUCCUCGCAGCACGGCGGCCUGCAGGAGGCGCUGUCCAUCAUCCAGUCUCACCUGCAGGGGGCGCUGCCCCCGCUCACCAGGAGGAACUGCAGCGCCCCCUCUGUUCUGCUGGAGGAAGGCGGGGCGAUAACCCGUCUAUAGAAACGUUGAGUCCAGAUGACCCAGGAGAAACUGGAUCAGUCGGAACCAGGACCCAAACUGGACCUCUUUCCCAGAGGCCUCAGCGGUUCUCCUGACAGUCGUUGUUGGUGUUUGUACAGAUUUUGCUAAUAAAGGUUUUGUGUUUUUUAA